This is a messenger RNA of Rotaria socialis, 753 nucleotides long. Lineage: Eukaryota; Metazoa; Rotifera; Eurotatoria; Philodinida; Philodinidae. The record is from the annotation of a GenBank genome assembly.
AUGACUGAAAGAGCACGAUCAUCAACACAAAAUGUAUCCUGUAUGCGUUCACAAUCAUUUCGUGAAAGUCGAGAUCGAGUUACUCGAACAGCAAGUGAGCUGCAUCGACAAACAGUUAAUCGUGCUCAACGUCGUUUCGAACAGCAAUUAGCUCAAAGUGAGCGUGAAGUUCAUCGAGCGAUGAGUCAACGACGUGAUUAUUCAUCGUCGCCUGCCGAAAAAGUUCAAGCUACCCAAUAUCUUCAACAUCUUCGAACAACACUUAACAGCGAUUAUGCACAUCUUGUUCAAGACAAGGUUGACGAGGUCGGAAGACAAGUGAACCAACGUCAUUGUGAACAACGACAAAUUGAUAGGCCGAUGGUUGAUCGAAACGUUCAAGAAGCUUUACAAAAAGCUCAAAUUCAAAGUGAAAGAAUGCGUAUUGAAUCAAUCAAUGAAGCAAUACGUGAACGUGAUGCAAUUUGUGAAGAAAAAUUGGCUGCUCAAAAAACUCUUUACAGCCGUCUUCUUGAAGAACAAGCUCGACGUUUACACGCUGAACAAGCACUGCAAACAAAUCUAUCAUCAUCACCCCUUACUGAACACAAUGAUAUGGCUGAAGUAAAAGGUCGAUUAGCACGUGUAGAAUAUGAACAUCGAGAAUUAAAACAAUUAAUGCUUGACUUACGUUCAGAUCUAACGAAUUUAAUUGUACAACAACCGACAUAUAAAUCCACAGUUAAUAUACCGAAUUUUAUUGUUAAAUCAUAA